Messenger RNA from Prunus avium (sweet cherry), 1602 nucleotides. The record is from RefSeq and is a predicted model, not a curated record. NCBI's taxonomy places the organism in Eukaryota, Viridiplantae, Streptophyta, Magnoliopsida, Rosales, Rosaceae.
AUGAUCCUCCACAAAGCCAACGACGCGUUAAUAUGCAAGGUGUUUGUGAUGACCCUGCGGGGAGCAGCUCAGGACUGGUUCCACACCCUACCAUCUGGGUCGAUCAGCAGCUUCAAGGAGUUUGCAUACGUCUUCGCGAAAGAAUACACGUCUUACCGGACAAUCAAGAAGAACCCCGACCACCUAUUCAACCUACGCAAGAAGUCUGACGAAUCCCUUCGAGAUUACAUCAAGAGAUUCAAAGCAGAAAAGGCCAAUAUCGUAGGAUGUGACGACCGGAUCGCGUCCUCUGCUUUCAAGAAAGGUCUUCCAGCUGAACACGACUUAUACCGCGAGCUGACUAUCGCUCCCAGCAAGACUCUGGCAGAGGUCUUCGCAACCGCAGAACGUUAUGCGCUCUGGGAUGACGAUCGAAUCGCCGCAAAGAAGUCUACUAAGCAGGAAAAUCAACCAACCAAGAGGGCAGGCCAAAAGAACGACGGGUUCGGCAACAGAAACAAGGACAAGCACAGGUCACACCCAAAGGAGGGCGCCACAGUAGGAGAGAACUACACUAAGUUCUCCAUCCCCAUAAACCAGAUCUUGGCCCAAGUGAAGGACAAACCUUGGGUAAGAAGGCCGCCACCCUUGAAGGGAGAUCCGGACAAAAGGGAUACCAGAAAAUACUGCGCCUUCCAUGGGGCGCACGGGCACACCACAAACAACUGCUUUGCUUGGAAAACGCACCUUGAAGAACUCGUGAGAGAAGGACACUGCACGGAAUUCAUUGCGAAGCAAGCCAUCCAGCGGAUUGAGGAUCGCGACAUCGCCAAGGAGCCACCUCAGAAAGUCAUAAGGAUUAACACGAUCCUAGCCGACUCCGAAGAGUCUGGGCUGACCAGCAAAGAGAAGAAGAGGAAGAUCAAGCAGGCCACGGUGGUCUCCCAAGUCUCGACUGACCUUCCACCGGCGAAAGACGACCCAGUGAUCGGCUUCCAGAAGAAAGAUUUGAUCGGCCUCGACAUGCCACACAACGACGCCCUUGUCGUCAGCAUUCAAAUCGCUCAGGCCAUGGUCGACCGAAUCCAUGUGGACGAAGGCAGCGCAGCCAAUAUCCUGCAGUUGACUGUCAUCCAACAGAUGGGCUUGGAAGCAAAGAUCAACAAAUCAGCCAGGUCGCUGACUGGCUUCAAUGGCGCAACGACGGUUACCGUGGGCACCAUAGAUCUCGACGUCUACUCCCCACCUGUAAUCAGCUCACAAACAUUCAUGAUCAUUGACGAAGUCUCACCCUACAAUGACAUCCUGGGCAGACCAUGGAUUGAGGACGUCGAGCUAAUCCCCUUGGAUCCUGACCAGCCAGACAAAAAAGCGCGGAUCGGCUCGCGCCUAAGCCCAGACGAGAAGGUGGAGCUGACCACCUUCCUCCAGAACAACAAGGAUAUGUUCGCAUGGUCACCGUCAGACAUGCCAGGCAUCGACCCAAACAUCAUCUGCCAUCGACUCCACGUCAACCCUGCCAGCAAGCCAGUGGCGCAGAAGAGACGCAACUUCGCUCCAAAGCGGGUCGCAAUCAUUGAUGCCGAGAUCGACAAACUUCUAGCAGCCGGCUUCAUUGAAGAG